Benincasa hispida (wax gourd) is the source of this 1050-nucleotide messenger RNA. The record is from RefSeq and is a predicted model, not a curated record. NCBI's taxonomy places the organism in Eukaryota, Viridiplantae, Streptophyta, Magnoliopsida, Cucurbitales, Cucurbitaceae.
AUGAAAAAUUUCUUCAAAUUAAAGAACAAGAAAAAGAAAGAUGAGAAAAAUGAACAGAUUGCUGCAAAUGUGCAUGAGUGGUAUGAUUUAGCAGGAGUGUUAACUGUGUCAGAGAAUGUAGUUAAGGAUGAGUGGGUACUUGAUUCUAGAUGUUUCUACUAUAUGACACCUCAUAAACAUUACUUUCAAGAUUUUGAGAAACUUAAAAUGUGGGAAGCAUAUGCACAUAUUAGACAUGACAAGCUAGAGCUACGUGCAAGGAAAUGUAUCUUCCUUGGUUAUCUGUCUGAUGUAAAGGGUUAUAGAUUAUGGCUUCUAGAACCAAGUGAGGAACAAUGUAUUAUCAGUAGAAAUGUAAAAUUUGAUGAAUUGGAUAUGCCUUGGGAGUUGUCAGGAGAGCAAUCUGUUUCCAAUAAUAAAGCUGUAAGGAUUGAUGAUCAACUGACUGGUGAACUAUCUAUUGAACAACCUGAAUCUGUGAGUACUGAAAAUGAUCAAUCGGAAUCUAGUUUGAUUGACUACCAUGUGGUUGAGAGGUUUAAUCUUGAUGUUGCAAAGCUUGCGACUGUUCCAUUAGUCUCUCAUUCCAAAGUGUCAAGGAUUCAGUCUCCACAGGCAGAUAUAGAACUUUCAGUUAUGGCAAAGGUACCUUACUCUAAUGCAGUUGGAUGUUUGAUGUAUGGAAUGACAUGUACUCGACCUGAUUUUUCUUAUGCAAUGAGUGGUCAUUUUAUGAGUUGUCCAAUUAAAAGCCAUUGGGAAGCUGGAAAUUGGGUAAUCAGGUAUGUUAAAGGUACUAUGAACUAUGGUUUAAUGUAUACAACUGGUGAUUAUGAUGUUCCAUGUUUAGAAGGUUUUGUUGAUGCUGACUUUGCUUCAGAUUUAGAUAAGAGAAGAUCUAUAACUGGUUUUGUGUUUAAAGUGUUUGACAAUACAAUUAGUUGGAGAUCAUCUCUCCAAUCUAUGGUGGCUUUAUCUACUACAGAGUCAGAAUAUAUUGCUUUAUGUGAAUCUAUAAAAGUAACAAUUUGGUUGAAAAGAAAUAUCUGA